This is a messenger RNA of Topomyia yanbarensis, 1839 nucleotides long. RefSeq names its product serine protease inhibitor 77Ba-like. Gene Ontology annotation, molecular function: serine-type endopeptidase inhibitor activity. Lineage: Eukaryota; Metazoa; Arthropoda; Insecta; Diptera; Culicidae. The transcript is spliced from 6 exons. The record is from RefSeq and is a predicted model, not a curated record. The coding region runs from base 496 to 1770 and encodes 424 amino acids.
UCGCUCGCAUAACAGUGACGAUCAACAAUCGGAUUUAGACGGAUGCUCGUUCGCUCGACCGCGCGGAGAAGUAGAAUAGGAGAAGUGCUAAUAAUGUGAUUACGCAUAGAACCUUCAGGACUUCAAACGAUCGUUGCACGAUAGUGUGUAGUCUUAUGAGCGAUCGAUUCAAUUAGCAGUGGAAUCGCUCAUCGAAUUCAUUCAUCAUCUUCGUUGCCGUCACACUGGACACUGUCGGUGGUAUUGGUGCUUCGUACUCAAGACGUGAUCGAGGGUACGAUUUUCAGAAAGACGAAAAACCGGUUAAAGCUGUUGUGCCGUGAUCUCUACCUGAAGGAAGAGUGGUACUAAUCGUGUCGGGCUUCAAGAAGAUAGCCACCAUAUCUAUCAAACCAGGAAGUACUUGUCCAGUGGUGCAGCUAGACCAAACCAGACCAUCGAUCGCGUUUUGAUCGAUGCGGUGUGAGUGUGUGUUGUGAAAAUCCCCGCAGCAAAAUGACGACCGUCCGAGGGUGUCAGUUUCUGCCGUGGACGGUGGCGUUUGCCUUGAUCACUCUUGCAGUGACUCAGUCGGAGAUAUCGAUCACAGAAAUCCCAAAGAGCAGUCUUUACGAUAGUUCACAGCAGUUUGCGCUCAACUUUUUCAAGAAUGUCAGUCGAAUCGUUGACUCCGAUCCAAACGUGACGACCACCAAUAUCAUAGUGUCCCCGCUGUCGGUUUGGAGUCUACUGGCAUUGGUCACCGAAGGAGCUGGUGGAAAUACUUUGAGCGAGUUACUACGCGUUUUGAAUGUGCGUGAUCAGAAUGAGAUCAAGUAUAAUUAUAGAAAGCUCCAGGAAACGAUCAAUGUCAACACAAGUGAAGUAAAGAUUUCACCAAGUCAGUUCAUCUUCACCGAUAUCAAUCGCCCUGUACACCGAGACUUCGACAAUAAUAUUGAUCGAUACUAUGGAAAGGAACUGUUGGAAGCUCUGGAUUUCAGCAGCUCUAAUGAGGCGAUCAAGCAAAGUUAUGAUCGUAUCAAUCAAGUUGUUGCCAGUGCAACCGAGGGGCAGAUCAUGAAGGCGAUCCAUCCAACCGAUAUUGUCCAGGCGAGGAUGGUGAUUUUAUCGGUUCUGUUUUUCCAGGGAGAAUGGACGCUUCCAUUCAAUCGAACUUUAACGACACCAACUCUCUUCUACGAUGAGAACGAACGAAUUGUUGGUAACGUUCAAAUGAUGUACCAGAAGGCAGUAUUUCCGUUUGCUGCUUUCCGCGAACUGGAAGCACAGAUUGUGGAGCUUCCCUAUGGUAGCGAUCGCCAUUUGAGUAUGAUGCUGAUUCUACCUCGGAAGGGUGUUCCGCUACAGGCCGUCAUUAGUCGUUUGGCUGAUUUUAACAUGGAGACAAUCUACCAGGAACUGAAACAGGCUGCAAUAGAGUACGAAGAUGACGAGGUGGAGGUUUAUUUGCCGCGGUUUGAAAUCACGGCUGAUUACACUUUGAUACCGGUGCUGAAAGAAAUGGGUAUCCGUGAUGCAUUAAACAAGGACACGGCCAAUUUCAACAAGAUAGCCAAUGACAUCUUUCUAGGAUCGGUGAUUCAAAAAUGCAAAAUCAUCGUAAACGAGGAAGGAACAACGGCGGCGGCAGUAACGGCUGCUGUGUUUGCUAACAAAGCUACCCCACCACGAUUUUUCGCAAAUCGACCAUUUGCCUUCCUGAUAGUGGAUAAACGAUAUGAUCUGAUACUUUUUAUGGGGCAAGUGAAGGACCCCCAUUCGAUUUAGACUGGUGUUACAAUAGACAAUACACAGACCCAAUAAAACGAAAAACAUCUUUCGGUUGAAAUGAGAUAA